AUGAAGAGGCAGGCCGGCAGAGAGAGUCCGUCCAGGGCCGCCAAACGCUUCCGUGAGCGGGACCGGGAGCGGAGGGAGGAGCUGCCUCCGCCUCCUCUGGCUCUGCUGCUGGCGGAGAGCCGAAGCUACCACCGCAGGAGCCGCAGCAGGGAGAGGGACAAGCCACGGCCGGCUCUGGAGCUGCACCACCGGCAUGAGCUCAGCCUCCUGGGCCGGCCCCCCCCUCCUUCCUCUUCCUCCACCUCCUCCUCCUCCUGCACCACCUCCUCCACCAGGCCGGGCACACUGGAGUACAAAACCCUGCUCAUCAGCAGCUUGGGCCCGCAGGUGUCUGACGAAGACGUGGAAGACGCUUUAUUUCACGAGUUUAAGAAGUUUGGGGACGUUAGCGUGAAGUUGUCUCACACGCCCGAGCUCGGACGCGUCGCCUACGUCAACUUCAGGCACCCUGAGGACGCGAAGGAGGCGCGGCACGCCAAAUCCUCCAGGUUGGUGUUGGGGGACCGCCAGCUGAAGAUCGAACCGAUGUACGUGAGGAGGCGGAGCGUGACGCCGCCAGAUGUGAGUUAUCUUCCUGUGCACGCUCCGUACCCCUACCGGCAGCGCUCCCUCUCCCCGCCGACGCCGGGCGCCAGCACCAUCAGAGACAUCCGGGCGAGACACUACGCUCUGGAGACGCUGGGGCUGAGCAGAGAGAGGGAGAGGCUGCUGGAUUAUUAUGGGAUGCUGGAUGAACGAGGGCGACCUUAUGGUUUCCCGCCGAUGCCCGUCGUAGAGGAUUUAAAACCGGAGGACGACCAGCGAGCGACGAGCAACCUCUUCAUAGGAAACCUUGAUGGUAACGUGACGGAGGCGGAGCUUCGGCGGGGGUUCGAUAAGUACGGCAUCAUCGAAGACGUCGUGAUUAAACGUCCGGCUCGCGGGCAAGGAGGGGCGUACGCUUUUGUGAAGUUUCAGAACCUGGACAUGGCUCACCGCGCCAAAGUGGCCAUGCAGGGGCGACUGAUCGGAGGAAACCCCAUAAAGAUCGGUUACGGGAAAGCCAACCCGACUACCAGGCUCUGGGUGGGGGGGCUCGGCCCGGGGAACUCGCUCGCCGCCCUCGCCAGAGAGUUCGACCGCUUCGGCAGCAUCAGGAACAUCGAUUACGUGAAGGGGGACAACUUUGCUUACAUUCAAUAUGAGAGUUUGGACGCAGCUCAAGCCGCCUGUACUCAGAUGAGGGGGUUUCCGUUGGGCGGCCCCGAGCGGAGACUCAGGGUGGAUUUUGCAAAAGUUGAGGAAAGCCCCUCUCGCCCGUUUCCGCUUGGUUACCAGCCGCCUGUGCCGCUCCCCGCCCACUACGAGCUCCUCGGGGAGGCGUACAGCCGCCACCGCAGCCUGGAGAGGGAGCUGAGGGGAACGAGGGAGCGCUCGUCGCCCCCCUCCCACAGCAUCGCCCCCCAGAGGGAGAGAGAGCGCGCCCUGCUGGAGAGAGAGAGAGACUUCCCCACCAGCCCCACCCGCAGCCUGGAGAGGAGGGGGGCGGCGUCGGGGGGCGUGGAGGCGUUCGGGAGGAGCGGGCGCGCAGCGAGGAGCCGCAGCCGGGAGCGCUGGCUGAAGGAGCGCGAGGAGAGGAGGAGCAGGAGGAGGAGCAGGAGCGCCUCUGCUGAGCGGCAGCCGGAGGAGCGGGAGUGGGAGAGGGAGCGGGAGCGGGGGAGGUCUAGGGUGCGAGCGCCGGGAGGGGCGGUGUCUCCGGACGCCAGCCCCGACCGGGCGCGAGUUCGAGCACCAGACUCCACCACGGAGCCCAGAAGCCACUCCCCUGACAUCGGCGCGGGGGGGCGCCACACCUCCUCCUCCAACACCAACAAUGAAGAAGACCCCCCGUCGGGCCGCCACCACAGCAAACGCUCCUCCAGCGAGCACCUCAACAACCACCACCACCGAAACAGCGAGGUGAUCGCCGCCGGCUCGCCCGCCGCCCACACGGACACGCACACCUCGUCCUCGCCCGGCUCGCUGUCGGAGUUCGCCCAGGCGACGCUCGCCAAGACGUGGCACGGCUUCUUCGCCCUGAAGAACAGCAGCUUCCCCACCGAGCUGUUCCUGCUGGAGGGCGGCGCCGCCUUCUUCAGCGGCGUGAUGCGGGACAGCCUGAAGCAGCAGCCCAGCCAGCUGAAGAUCGCCCAGCGGCUCCGCAUGGACCAGACGCGGCUGGACGAGGUGACGCGCCGCAUCAAACUGGGCCGGCCCGACGGGUUCGCCAUCCUGCUGGCUCUGCAGGGGCCCGUCGACCGCCAGGCGCCGGCCCCCGAGCCCGGCCUGCAGGUGCGUUUGCUUCGCCACCUCGUGACCUACCUGCGGAACAAGGAGGCGGCCGGCGUCGUGAGUCUUCCCGCCGCUAAGGAAGGCGGGCCGGGGGCGAUGCUGUACGCCUUCCCCCCCGGAGACUUCUCCCAGCAGUACCUGCAGGCCGCCAAAAGGACUGUGGGAAACCUGGACGAGGAGCACAUGGUGAUCGUUAUCGUCAAUGACACUAACUGAUUAUUGAUUAUUACACUGAAGAGGACACGGACACUUACAGGCAUGAACACGCAGGACGAGCUCGGUGACUUCAUUUACUUCCAAGUUGUUUUUAUGAAAGACGUUUUUAUUGUUUUAGCCAAUAUUCUUUAUAAGUGAAACACAACAAAAAAUUUACACUAUAUCUCUUCUUUUACUCCCUCGUUACUUUUAUCCUCCUCGCU
This is a messenger RNA of Scomber japonicus (chub mackerel), 2729 nucleotides long. RefSeq names its product RNA binding motif protein 15B (gene rbm15b). NCBI's taxonomy places the organism in Eukaryota, Metazoa, Chordata, Actinopteri, Scombriformes, Scombridae. Gene Ontology annotation, cellular component: nucleus. The transcript has a single exon. The record is from RefSeq and is a predicted model, not a curated record. The coding region runs from base 1 to 2526 and encodes 841 amino acids. Gene Ontology annotation, biological process: regulation of alternative mRNA splicing, via spliceosome. Gene Ontology annotation, molecular function: mRNA binding.